AUGGUUGAUCAGCGUCGACCUUCAGAUACUCAUUUGCUCGGUGCGUUGCAGUUAAUCAGUCUUCGAGGAAAGAAGAAUUUUUCAAACAAGGCCUCCCAGCGGAUACUAGCUGGAGUGCACUCAGAGAUUGUCGGAAAGGCCCUUAGACGUCAGCAUCCAAACUCUGCCAUGGGUCUCCUGAACUAUCUCGCUGAACGCGUUGCGAACGUUCAAGCUACUGUAAGGGAAUUCCUCGACCGCCCAUCACUAUUUGACGAUGCGCAAGCCAACACACUAAUGGUGUCUCUGCUGGAAAUCGACCGCGGAUUGAUGGACUGGGAGUUUGCAAUACCUGAUGCGUGGCGUCCUGAACAGGCGGGCGAAUUGUCUAAAGCAAAUCGCACUGCUUUUCACACAUACGGGAUGACCAUGGAUAUCUACAAGAGUGUCUGGAUAGCGAACAUCUACAAUUGCUUCCGAACGCUGCGAAUACUUCUGCAAGUGCUUGCUCACGAUAUAAUACGCUCUUAUCCGUGGGUAAUAGCAACUGCCCUUCCCUGUGGACCACUUGCAUACUCUUGUAUUGCACAACGUCUGAUUGAUGAGGUUUGUGCAUCGGUGCCAUUUCUCAUGGGAAAUAGGGGUCCGCUUGUUCAUCCUGCAAAUGUCCUGUUCCCUGCUGCAGAAGGCUCUGUGCCGUCUAUGGCUGACCGUCAUACCGCAUUACAAGUUGGUGCUUGGCUCCUACUUGCUCCUCUCAACACGUGUUUCACAUGUGACCUGGUCGACAUGCGACAGAAGAUCUGGAUCGCUUCGCAGAUUGAGAGAAUUACUAGCUUCCACAAUCUGCCUGGGUCAUACUAUAGCUGCUUCCCAAACUGGCAGAUUAACCUUGACGGCACAGGCAUAAGUGUAGUGGCGGCAAAGGCUUCUACAGGAGUCUAG
Molecule: messenger RNA, 924 nt
Organism: Akanthomyces muscarius
Lineage: Eukaryota; Fungi; Ascomycota; Sordariomycetes; Hypocreales; Cordycipitaceae
Exons: 2
Coding region: 1-924 (307 amino acids)
Source: RefSeq, a predicted model, not a curated record